AUGGAGUGUGAGUUCUCUCAAGGCGAAAAGUCCACAGAAGAAGAGGCGGAGCUCCAACGAAGCACCAAGAAAGCAAAAGAUGCAAAGGGAGCAUCAGAGUUCGGCUCUCCCCCUUCCUACAGGGAUAAGCUGGUCGGUGAGAUGCCUGGCGCUUUUGCUCAGGCUUUCAACCUUGAUAGCCACGAGAUGGAUAUGUCCACCCUGUUGGUGAGUAUGGGUGAGCUAGUAAACAGUAUGGUGGCUGUCAACUUGGACCUGGAUACGAGAAAGUCCAUUAGAGCAAGAUGGAACCACGCCCUGAUUGUGAAGGUGUAUGGUCGGACGUUGGGUUUCCAUUUUCUCCGUUUGAAGGUUAUGAGCUUAUGGAAGCCAACGGGGCGGCUUAACUGCAUCAACCUUGGUCGGGAUUUCUUCCUUAUGAGGUUCGGAUUGGUUGAGGACUUUAAGAACAUCAUCAAAGGAGGACCAUGGUUCAUCAGAGGCCACUUUUUGACGAUUAGAGCGUGGGAACCAAACAUCAAACCUGCUAGUGUAGUGUGCAAUUUAGUGGCUGAAUGGAUCAGGUUACCAAAGCUACCUUUUGAAUACUACAAUCCUGGGGUUCUAAGAGAAAUUGGCUCUGCCAUUGGACCGAUUCUGAGGGUGGACUCUAAUACUGCGUCGAAGGCUAGGGGUCAGUUUGCGAGAAUUUGUAUCCAGGUUAACUUGGAUAAACCGUUGAUCACGAGCAUCUUGCUUGAAGAAGUUGUACAGGAAGUACUCUAA
Quercus robur (English oak) is the source of this 765-nucleotide messenger RNA. RefSeq lists its product as uncharacterized. Lineage: Eukaryota; Viridiplantae; Streptophyta; Magnoliopsida; Fagales; Fagaceae. The record is from RefSeq and is a predicted model, not a curated record. Bases 1 to 765 code for a protein of 254 amino acids. The transcript has a single exon.